GCGGUCCUCGCGGAGGCGCGCGCUUGGCUGCAGGGAGGAGCCGCGCCCAAGCUCAAGGCCUCGGAUGUUGCCCAGAACAUCGGCUGCGAGCAGGAGGGCGGGAACUUCUCCGAGGGGGCCGAAGCCACGUGCGCCGAGGAGUCUGUCGGCCUGGCCUCGUCUGUGGUGAGGUCGCGGGUCUGGAGCAGCGACGUGGAGGACCCGCACCAGGAGAAGGGGCUGGAGCUGACCGAUUGCGACGCGGAGCUCGGCGAGCAGUUCGCGGAUCACUCGGUCGAUCACGACGCGGAGGCCCAGGAGAGCUUCGACGAGAAAGAGUUCGAGGGCCAGGGCGUAAAGGAGGACGCUGACUUGGACUUUGGGGGCGUGGACGCGGAGUCGCUGGAGGGGUCGCUCGUGGAGCCCUGGGCGCACAUUGACGCCUUCUGCAAGCUCGAGGCCGAGCUGACGACGAAGCGCAAGCUGCUGGACGAGAUGGCUGUGGUGGUCAUGGAGUUCCGCAGCACCGCGGGGCACCUCAAGUCCCAGAAGCACGAACUGGAGCAGAUCGUGUGCGACGCGGAGCUCGGUGAGCAGUUCGCGGAUCACUCGGUCGAUCACGACGCGGAGGGCGUGAAGGAGGAGGAGAAGGGGAUGGAGCUGACCGAGUGCGACGCGGACCUCGGCGAGCAGCUCGCGGACCACUCGGUCGAUCACGACGCGGAGGCCCAGGAGAGCUUCGACGACAAGGAGUUCGAGGGCCAGGGCGUGAAGGAGUACGCUGACUUGGACAUUGGGGGCGUGGACGCGGAUUCGCAGGAGGGGUCGCUUGUGGAGCACUGGGCGCACAUCGACGCCUUCUGCAAGCACGAGGCCGAUCUCGUGACGAUGCGCAAGCUGCUGGACGAGAUGGCUGAGGAGGUCAUGGAGUCCCGCAGCACCGCGUGGUCCCUCAAGUCCCAGAAGCACGCACUGGAGCAGAUCGUGUGCGACGCGGAGCUCGGCGCGGAGGCGCGGUGCCAGGCGGCGCACGGCGGGAUGCUCAACGAGAGCGAGUUCGAGGCAGAGCUCGUGACGACGCGCAAGCUGCUGGACGAGAUGGCAAUGGAGGUCAUGGAGACUAGCAGCAUCGCGCGGUCCACCAAGCACCAGAAGCAGGACGAGUUCGAGGACGGGGUGAACAACGAGCGCGGCUUCGAGAAGUCCGUGCCGAAGGUGGCAGAGGAGUUCGAGGAGAAGAGCGGGAAGGCACUGUGCUGGCGCCCCGCGGUAGGCGAUCGCGUCUGCCUUCCCGACGGGCGCGUGGGGGUGCUGUAUGCUCCUGACGGCAACGCCGAGCCCGACGAAGACGGCCUGCUGUACGUGCUCGUUG
This is a messenger RNA of Prorocentrum cordatum, 1351 nucleotides long. Lineage: Eukaryota; Dinophyceae; Prorocentrales; Prorocentraceae. The record is from the annotation of a GenBank genome assembly.